Molecule: messenger RNA, 2040 nt
Organism: Ornithodoros turicata
Lineage: Eukaryota; Metazoa; Arthropoda; Arachnida; Ixodida; Argasidae
Exons: 16
Coding region: 1-2040 (679 amino acids)
Source: RefSeq, a predicted model, not a curated record
AUGGCGUCAAAAUGUCCCUGUAAUUUAGGAGAUUCUGGUAUACGUCUUACCUCUUCCAGUGUGAUCGAAUACAGCAGGACUUGUGUUCCGGAAAUACUCGAAAGACAAAGAUGUGACGAGACGUUCCUUCUUGAGCAUUUCUUUAAGGACAUCAACGCCGACUGUGGAACAUCGAAGCCAGUCUGCUUGGAGUGCAAUCAAAAAGCAAUAUCAGAUGCGGAAGAUGUGUGCUUGAGGAAAUACGAACAGGAACACGGCAUCAUUUCUAGAGGGCUGAUGUCCGGCAACGACAAACGACUGUGCUGCAUGUUGGACUACAAGAAGAAUUGUGUUCCAGACCAAUUAAAACCAAAAGGUUGUGGUGAACAACUUCUUCAAAAUUAUGUUGCAAAGAUGCAGAGCGAAAUGAGAUACCAAUGUGCAGCAUCGAACUCGAUGUGUACCGUUUGCCCACAAGGAUUAUUAGACAGUGCAAAGAGUACCUGCUACAACAAUUAUCAAAACGAUCAAACUGCAUCCAAACUCCAUUGUUGUGUGAUCGAAUACAGCAGGACUUGUGUUCCGGAAAUACUCGCAAGACCAGGAUGCGAUGAAACGUUUCUUCUUGACCAGUUCUUUAAGGACAUCAACGCCGACUGUGGAACAUCGAAGCCAGUCUGCUUGGAGUGCAAUCAAAAAGCAAUAUCAGAUGCGGAAGAUGUGUGCUUGAGGAAAUACGAACAGGAACACGGCAUCAUUUCUAGAGGCCUGAUGUCCGGCAACGACAAACGACUGUGCUGCAUGUUGGACUACAAGAAGAAUUGUGUUCCAGACCAAUUAAAACCAAAAGGUUGUGGUGAACAACUUCUUCAAAAUUAUGUUGCAAAGAUGCAGAGUGAAAUGAGAUACCAAUGUGCAGCAUCGAACUCGAUGUGUGCCAUCUGUCCUACAGGAUUACUAGACAGUGCAAAGAAUACGUGCAACAGCAAUUAUCAGAAGUUGCAAGACUCAUCCAAACUGCAUUGUUGUGUUAUGGAAUACAGCAAGACUUGUGUUCCGGAAAUACUCGAAAGACAAAGAUGCGAUGAGACGUUUCUUCUUGAGCGGUUCUUCAAGGACAUCAACGCUGACUGUGGAACAUCGAAGCCAGUCUGCGACGUUGCAUCAAAGUGCCCGAACAAAACGUUAUCACUUGCACAGACUGUCUGCGAAGAAACCUUUAUGAGGGAACACGGCCUCGUCCUUCCCCCCGAAUAUGUGAACAAAGAGGCGAACAAAUGGUACUGCUGUAUGAUGCAGUACAGCCAGAAUUGUCUUCAGGACACGCUGAAACAACAAGGAUGCGAUUCCGAAGACUUUUUUCAGGGGUUCACUCGGAAAGUUGAGACUCAAUGUGGCACGUCCAAGUCGUUCUGCUCUGCUCAGUGUAAUAACAACACGUUAUCCCAUGCCCAGUUUGCGUGCAGCGAGAGAUAUAUGCAGAUCCAUGUGCUGAAUCCUGAAAAACCGGGACAAUUGAGCCCGGAUGCUCAGAAACGUUACUGCUGUAUGAUGGAAUACAGCAAGACUUGUCUACCGGAACUACUCAAACAACAAGGAUGUGACGACACAGGUUUUGUUCAGCUCUUCAUCCAACGAAUAAAUAGAAAAUGUGGAACAUUUAAAUUGGACUGCGUCCCUGUACCGAAGUGCGACCCAAAAGCAGUAUCCAAUGCAGAGAAUGAUUGCGCCACAAAAUACAAGCAGUUGUACGGCCUUACUACGCGAAAACCUGAUGAGAAGCAAAAGCCGGCAGGUCUGAGCCCCGAGAUUGACAAGCAGCGGUGCUGUUCCAUGGAAUACAGCAAGAAUUGCGUUACGGAAGUACUAAAGGACAAACGAUGCGGUGAUGAAUUCAGCGCAUCUUUUCUUGAGCAGAAGACGAAGAUAAUGGCAAAUCUGUGUGGUACGUCGAAAUUGGACUGUGAAUUUGACAAAAGCAAGAGUGCUGGGUGCAUGAACUAUCCAGCAUGGACUCUGGCAGCAGCCGUCAUUGUGGCUUCAGUGAUGAAGGCCAACUGA